Linum tenue is the source of this 2046-nucleotide messenger RNA. NCBI's taxonomy places the organism in Eukaryota, Viridiplantae, Streptophyta, Magnoliopsida, Malpighiales, Linaceae. The record is from the annotation of a GenBank genome assembly.
AUGCUAUCCAAAUUCUCUCUUCUCCUUAUCCUUCUUCUUCUUCUUCUUCUUCUUCUUCCCUUUCAACUAACACUCGCCCAACCGUCCAAUCCCACUUACAUAACUCACGUCUGCCCCACCGCCACAGCUUUCACUCCAAACUCUACCUUCGCCACCAACCUCAACGCCCUCCUCUCCCUCUUUUCCACCGCCGCCACCGCCGAAUCCACCGCCGGAAACGACUCCUCCUCCGCCACCUACGGGCUCUACCUCUGCCGCGGCGACAUCACCCCGAAGGAGUGCCAAAACUGCAUCGACUUCGCCACCACCGACACCCUCAACCACUGCCCGAACCAAAAAACCGCCAUCGUAUGGUACGACCGGUGCCUGGUCCGUUACUCGAACCGGUCGGCCUUCUCGGUCCAGCCGGACACGUUCAUGCUCUACAACACCCGCAACGUGUCCGAACCCGACCGGUUCAACGAGCUGCUCGGUCGGGUGAUGAACGAGAUCGUGGCCGAGGCGGCUAAUGGAGAGGCCAAGAAGUUCGCCACGAAGGGCGUCGAGUUGUCGGCUUUUCAGUCGCUUUACACGCUGGCUCAGUGUACGGAUGACUUGUCCGAGGAGAAUUGCGAUCGGUGCUUGAGGACUUGUUUGAGCUUGCUCCCGAGUUGUUGUGGCGGGAAGCAGGGCGGGAGGGUUCUGCUUCCCAGCUGUAACAUUAGGUACGAGGUGUACCCUUUCUAUGAGGGAGCUGCUGUCGCGACAGCAGCUCCGCCAUAUGGGGAGCUGGCGAGUUCGCCAUCUCCGUCUCCGGUGGAAACAACCAUGCAUGCAGGCGGCGGCCGGAUCUCAUCGGGAGUAAUAGCCGCCAUCGUGGCUCCGAUCGCUGUUUUCGCUUGGAUUUUGGGCCUAGGUUGCUGCUUCCUCAGCAGUCGGAGAAGAAGAGCAACCAGAAAGCUCCUAUUGUUGCACAAUAGUAGAAUUGGUCCAGAAGAAAACGAGAUCCCAAAUGCAGAGUCUCUACAAUUUGACCUGGCAACCAUAGAAGCCGCCACUGAAAACUUUGUCGAAGGCAACAAACUUGGACAAGGUGGAUUCGGCGUGGUGUAUAGGGGCACACUCACGACCGGAGAAGAGAUAGCAGUGAAGCGACUGUCGAAAAGUUCAGGACAAGGGGAGGAAGAAUUCAAGAACGAGGUGUUGUUGGUCGCCAAGCUUCAACACAGGAACCUAGUCAAGCUCUUAGGGUUUUGCUUAGAAGGGGACGAGAGAAUACUCGUCUACGAAUUCGUCCCCAACAAGAGCCUUGACCAUUUUCUCUAUGCUGAUGAAAUGAAAAUGUUGCUGGAUUGGGCAUCCCGUUACCAUAUAAUAGCCGGAAUCGCUCGAGGGAUUCUCUAUCUCCACGAGGACUCUCGACUUAAGAUCAUACAUCGCGACCUCAAGGCUAGUAAUAUCUUGUUGGACAAGGACAUGAAGCCUAAGAUUUCUGAUUUUGGGAUGGCAAGGAUCUUCGGUGUUGACCAGACUCAGGCAAACACCAACAGAAUCGUCGGCACUUAUGGCUAUAUGUCUCCCGAGUAUGCAAUGUACGGACAGUUCUCGGCAAAAUCCGACGUGUACAGCUUUGGCGUCUUGCUCUUGGAGAUCAUAACUGGAUUGAGGAACUCCACCUUCACCAAAAAGGAUGGAGCCCAAGACCUCCUUGGCUACGUGUGGAGGAAUUGGAGGGACGGGACGCCAUUGGAGGUGCUGGAUGCCACGCUGCUGGAUUCGUGUUCCACCAACGAGGUCAUGAGAUGCAUUUACAUCGGCCUGCUUUGCGUCCAGGAGAAUCCGGCCGAUAGGCCAACAAUGGCGGCGGUGGUUCUGAUGCUCAGCGGCUACUCCGUUAGCCACCUAUUGCCUAAACAACCCGCGUUUUUCUCCCCGACGAGGGCUACCGGCGGCGGCGGGAGAAGAACCGAGCUGAUGGUGUUGGCGGAUCAGAGUGAUCAUUCGGGAAGCAAGUCGGUCUUGUGGUCGAUUGAUGAGGCUUCCAUUACUGACAUAUACCCGAGGUGA